AUGGAAAGGUUGCGGGAAGCGGGACACGCAUCAAGCCCAGAUGAGGAGCCUGCUCUGCAGCAUCUCAAUGUGGCGGGCUCGCAUCCUGAAAUUCCACCUUGGUCCCACAGCCAUAUCAAACUGGCCAGCAAACUGUCCUCAGGCUGUGACUAUGCCCUUUUCAAGGAUGGCAUUGAGCCUAUGUGGGAAGAUAGCAGGAACAAACAUGGUGGCCGAUGGCUGGUCAGCUUGGCAAAGCAACAGCGUCAAAGCAACCUGGAUCGGCUCUGGCUAGAGACGCUUCUUUGUCUGAUUGGGGAGGCCUUUGAGGAGUACAGUGAGGAAGUAUGUGGGGUUGUGCUCAAUGUUCGCACCAAGGGGGACAAGAUAGCCAUCUGGACCAGUGAGGCUGAGAACCAGCCAGCUGUCACCUUUAUUGGACGUGUCUACAAGGAGAGGCUGGGACUCUCUCCGAAGGUCAUUAUUGGCUACCAGGCUACCAGGCUGAUUCUGUCCUGGUUGCAGACUUCCUUUGGGAUCCCAGUUGGCCAGAUCCUUACCUCUGCUCUCACUACCUCCCUGCCAGCUGUUGUCUCACAUAGCUAUGGUAGCAAGGCACUCCCUCUGGGCGGGAGCCCUCCUCCAGAGAUCCCAGGGACUGCCUGA
Messenger RNA from Monodelphis domestica (gray short-tailed opossum), 645 nucleotides. The record is from RefSeq and is a predicted model, not a curated record. Lineage: Eukaryota; Metazoa; Chordata; Mammalia; Didelphimorphia; Didelphidae.